Messenger RNA from Grammomys surdaster, 1047 nucleotides. RefSeq lists its product as uncharacterized. The transcript has 13 exons. The coding region runs from base 1 to 1047 and encodes 348 amino acids. The record is from RefSeq and is a predicted model, not a curated record. NCBI's taxonomy places the organism in Eukaryota, Metazoa, Chordata, Mammalia, Rodentia, Muridae.
AUGGCCACCAGCAGAGCAGAGGAGCCUCAGCGGGGCUGGCCACAGCUCCUGCUCCCCGUGGCCAGUGUGGAGGAAUCUGAGGGCAUCCGGGGCAUCGGCCGAGAGCUGAGAGCAGCAUUUACUUAUUCCCAGAACAGCCUGAGUCUAAUGGCACGCUCACUGGUGAAAGACCGGGGCACACUGUUCCUGGGGAAAGGGGCGCUGCCAGCUCUGGAGCUGGAGCAGGGAAGAGGGGACCAGUCCUGCAAUAGCUCAGAGCCCCCAGGGGGAUCUCCUCCACCCUCCACAGCCGAGGGCGAAGGUCUGCAGCCUUUGGGCAUUCCAAGUUCUCCAACUCACACCAUAGUGGCCCACUCCUUGCUGCUGUCCCCACCCUCAGGCACAGCCUCACAGGGGCAAACAGGGAGGGAAUUCUGCAAUGUGCUUCUCAGCCGCCUCUUGCUGGAGACGGCAAAGGGUGAGCGCGAGGCCACGCCACCAUGGUCUCUGUCCUGGUAUAUCCAGAAGUAUGUGUCAUGGAUUCUGAGGAUUAGGAAAGAGAGAACAGAAACUGGUUGCUGCAUCCCAGAUGAAGAUAUUCCUCAGAGGAAGAGACAUUUUGUCCACGGAACACGGAUCCGCUUGUGGCCCCCCAGCAGGGUGAAGCCCACGUAUCCCAAUGACGUUUCCAACAGGGUCAUCAUGGAGGUGGUCCCCUGUGUCAGCUUGGAAGAGGAAGACGAAGAUUCUGUCGUCGGGAAGGUGGAAUCCUCCGACAAGGAAAACAUCACCCUGGAGGACUUGAUGGAUCCCUUCCAUCCUCAUAGAAGAUCAGAAGAAUCCAUCGAAUACCCGAGUUGGAAUGUCCAGAGGCAGUGGGACUGGAGUAGCGAUGAGGAAAACUGUGAAGGCCACUCCAUCUCCGUCACCGCCCUAGUGCACACAGAAGCAUGCUUGUCUGACACCACGGAGGAGGAGGAGAAGGCAGAAGCAGCCAUGAGAUCCCAGGAUGACAUCAGCAAGGAGGGUGGACCCGUGGCCGCGAAGACGGAAGCUGCUGCUCUGUGA